Molecule: messenger RNA, 2474 nt
Organism: Osmerus eperlanus (European smelt)
Lineage: Eukaryota; Metazoa; Chordata; Actinopteri; Osmeriformes; Osmeridae
Gene: bmp4
Product: bone morphogenetic protein 4
Exons: 4
Coding region: 418-1647 (409 amino acids)
Biological process (GO): BMP signaling pathway
Cellular component (GO): extracellular region
Molecular function (GO): growth factor activity; cytokine activity
Source: RefSeq, a predicted model, not a curated record
GUCUGCCUGUCCGCGCAGUGUUCCGCCCUCGUGAACUUCUGGAGAUAGGAGCCCCGCUGCAAACCUACCGACUUCCAUUCCGUCUCAGUCAGUCUCCGUCCAUCGUCUCGCCUCUUGUUUUAGAGGGGUCGUUAAGGAAUUAAUGAGCCAGAGGCACCGAACUUCUCCGUAGGGCUCAUUCGGUGUUUUCAGUACAUGGUUUACACCUGGGCUGUCUUCGCGUGAGGAAAACUCGCACCUUUUUGUCAUAUUAACUUCAAUCGAGGAUACCUGUACCUCUACUGAUGGAACAGGGUCAUUCCAACGUUCUCAGGCAGCCCUCCAGCACCAGCUAACAUUUCCUUGAGGAACGCAUCCAUUGCUGGCUCCCAACAAACAUGGACUGUUUUCCCAUGCUUUCUUUUCUGUCGAGACAUCAUGAUUCCUGGUAAUCGAAUGCUGAUGGUCAUUUUAUUAUGCCAAGUCCUGCUGGGAGAGAGCCACCAUGCUAGUCUGAUACCUGAGGAAGGGAAGAAGAAAGUGCCGGGCCUCCAGGGUCGCACGGCUGCUCAGAGCGAUGAACUUCUGCGGGACUUUGAGGCCACGCUGCUGCACAUGUUCGGGCUCCAGAGGAGGCCGCGGCCCAGCCGCUCGGCCACGGUGCCCCGCUACCUGCUCGACCUCUACCGCCUGCAGUCAGGCGAGGCAGAGGAGGCUGGCGCCCACGACACCGCCUUCGAGUACCCCGAGAGGUCGACCAGCCGCGCCAAUACCGUGAGGGGAUUCCACCAUGAAGAACACAUGGAGCGGGUGCACGAGGCCAGUGAGGCAAGGGACGGGGAGGCCACGCCCCUACGCUUCCUCUUCAACCUCAGCAGCAUCCCCGAGGACGAGCUGCUGUCCUCGGCCGAGCUCCGCCUCUACCGCCACCAGAUCGACGAGGCCAUCGGCCGCAGCGGUUCGGACGGCGGGAACGGCGAGGCGCUGCACCGGAUCAACGUGUACGAGGUCCUGAAGCCGCCGCGGGACGCGCAGCUGAUCACGCGCCUUCUGGACACGCGGCUGGUGCGCCACAACGCCUCGCGCUGGGAGAGCUUCGACGUGAGCCCCGCCGUCCUGCGCUGGACACGGGAGCGCCUGCCCAACCACGGGCUGGCGGUGGAGGUGCUGCACCUGGACCAGACGCCGCGGCACCAGGGCCGCCACGUCCGGAUCAGCCGCUCGCUCCCCCAAGAGCCCGGGGAGGACUGGGAGCAGCUGCGCCCCCUGUUGGUCACCUUCGGCCACGACGGCAAGGGCCACCCACUGACACGGCGCGCCAAGCGCAGCCCCGCCAAACGUGGACGCAAGCGCAACCGCAACUGCAGGCGCCACGCGCUGUAUGUAGAUUUCAGCGACGUGGGCUGGAAUGACUGGAUAGUGGCGCCCCCGGGCUACCAGGCCUACUACUGCCACGGGGAGUGCCCCUUUCCCCUGGCCGAUCACCUCAACUCCACCAACCACGCCAUUGUGCAGACUCUGGUGAACUCUGUCAACACCAACAUUCCUAAGGCCUGCUGCGUGCCCACAGAGCUCAGCGCCAUCUCUAUGCUCUACCUGGACGAGCACGACAAGGUGGUCCUAAAGAACUACCAGGAAAUGGUGGUGGAGGGCUGUGGCUGCCGCUAGCUAGGACUAAGACUACAGACAAUGACUGGGUGACUCAAGGCAGGCUGCAGCUUGCACAGACACUAGGAAAGUUACUUUAACUCCCAAAAAACUUCACUUGGACCCUUAUUUAUAACUUUUAUGUUGAGAUGUAUGUUUGUCUGGUUUUUUUUUUCUUUGACAAUAUGAUCAUAUAUUUUGACAAAAUAUAUAUAUUUAUAUCUACAUAUUAAAAAAAUGAGUGCGUUCUUAUUUUAAACAUAAAUAAAACAGCUGUACAACUUUUGAUAAUGUAUAUUAGAUUGUAUAAGGGGUUUUUAAAUGAGAAAAUUGUAAAAAAAAGAAAAAAAAAUCUGAAAAGAAAGUUUAUUUACUGGUAAUAUUUAUUGCUUUCAUAUUAUAUACAUUUACAUGAAAAAUAAAAACAUAAAUUGCCUUUCAAUAUUACAUUUCAGCAGAUCACAAGACGCACCAUUUGUGUACUUAAAUUAGAGCACUGCGUGAAAUUGUCACAACACUGAUUUACUACAAAUCAGUUGAAGUAAUCAGAAAUGUACAUGAUUUUAAUUCACCUCUUUACAUUGAUCUUUAAUGAUUUUGUUAGAUAGGUCCCUUGAAAUGGAAUCAGUUUUAUAUUUGUUUAGAAAUAACUGUUAAAAACUAUCAAGAUGACAUGGGUUGUGAAAAAAAUGAAAGAUCCAUGACUGUUUUACAUGAGUUUGAACUGAACACUGAGGCCAUUUUGAAAUGUAUUGAAAUAAUUGUUGCAAUUCAUGAAAAAAACAAGAAAAAACAGAGUCAUCUUUCUGAUACUCUGUCUCUCCCAAAUAAAAGAAUGUUCGUUUUCA